GCCAUUGCUAAACAUAUAUGAACCCCUUUGACAAAAAAAAAACAUAUAUUAACCCUAAAUCUCCCAUUUCUUCCUCAGCUUUCCCUUUCUUGAUAACAUCAUUUCAUUUUUCAGAAUUAAAAAAAAAAAAUCAUUGCAGCAAAUGGCAGGGCAGUCAAGAAAAUGGAUGAUACUAGUAGCUACAACAUGGAUACAGGCAUUUACAGGGACAAACUUCGAUUUUUCAUCCUACUCUUCCACCUUAAAAUCUGUUCUUGGGAUAUCUCAGGUUCAGCUUAACUACUUGGCUAUGGCUUCUGAUUUGGGGAAGGCUUUUGGGUGGUGUUCUGGGUUGUCUCUUAUGCAUUUUCCUUUGUGGGUUGUCUUGCUCAUAGCUGCUUUCUUGGGAUUUUUUGGUUAUGGUCUUCAAUGGCUUGUCAUUUCCAAGAUCAUCACUUUGCCUUAUCUUCUGGUAUUCUUCCUAUGCUUGAUGGCUGGAUGCAGCAUCUGCUGGUUCAACACAGUGUGCUAUGUUCUGUGCAUAAACAACUUUGCAACAAACAAAGCAUUAGCAUUAUCUCUUACCAUCAGUUACAAUGGAGUUAGUGCUGCAAUCUAUACCCUUAUUGCCAGUGCAAUAAACCCUCAAAAUGAUACCCUUUACCUCCUCUUAAAUGCAAGUGUUCCUCUUUUUGUGUCUGUUCUUGCACUUCUCUCUAUCCUACCCCAACCACCUCAGCGGCACCUUUCCCCUGAUGCAACCCACCGUGACUCUUUCAUUUUCAUUGUCCUCAAUGUUCUAGCCAUUAUCACUGGCUUAUAUCUCCUCCUCUUGGAUUCAUUAUCCUCUUCUUCAACAGCAUGCUUCCUUCUUGGGGGUGCCAUUCUUCUGUUAGUACUUCCCCUAGGCUUGCCGGGCAUUGUGUGUGCAAGAAACUGGGCUAGGCAUACCAUCCAUAGAAGUUUCCAUUAUGAUCGUUCAAGCUUCAAUUUGGUUGAUACUGAUGAUCUUGAUCUUGAUCUUGUUAAAGAACUCAUGGGAAGUGAAAACAGCAACAGCUCAAAUGGCAAUUCUCAUGGGGUGAUGGAGAAAGGGGGUUGUUUCGCUUGUUCGGGAAGGGUAAUGGAGAAGAAUAGGUUUCCUAUGCUAGGUGAAGAGCACUCAGCUCCAGCCCUAGUGUGUAGAUGGGAUUUUUGGAUAUACUAUGUUGUGUAUUUCUGUGGAGGGACAAUAGGGCUGGUUUAUAGUAAUAAUCUAGGACAGAUUGCACAGUCUCUUGGAUAUUCAGAUCUUAGUUCCCUUGUUACUCUCUACUCAUCAUGCUCGUUCUUCGGUCGCCUGCUCUCAGCCGCCCCAGAUUUCCUGCGUGACAAGGUGUACUUUGCGAGGACCGGGUGGUUAGCACUCGCAAUGGUGCCAACACCAAUUGCCUUCUUCUUGCUCGUUGCAUCAGGCAGCGAGAGAGCAUUGCGGGCUUGCACGGCUCUGAUUGGAUUAAGCUCUGGGUUUGUGUUUUCAGCAGCUGUGUCAAUCACAUCCGAGCUAUUUGGGCCAAACAGUGCUGGAGUCAACCACAACAUCCUCAUCACCAACAUCCCUAUUGGAUCACUCCUCUAUGGUCUUCUUGCGGCUGUAGUGUACGACUCCAAUGCAGGAAGCACCAGCUUGUUGGACACCCUGUUGGGAAAAGAAAUGGUGUGCAUGGGUAGAGAAUGCUACUUGAAAACAUUCAUAGCCUGGGGUUGCAUUUCACUGGUAGGCCUAGUUUCAAGCACUGUACUUUUUCUUCGAACCAGACCUGUGUAUGCCUGUUUCGAAAGCAGCCGAAUAGGACACUCUCCUCUUAACCAAGAAAUUCCCCUUUUGUGACAAGGACCUGAAGUAAUGUUUAGCUUUGAAAUGUCAGUAGGUGGGAUAUCAAGAUGAACUAGAAAAAGGUCACAGAAGAAAAUACAAGUACACAGAUAAUGUCGGAUUAAAGGAGAAAAGAAGGGACAUGCAAAUUACUGUGAAAGAAAAAUUAAUUCUGAGAACAUGCAAAUUAAAGAAGAGACACUGAAGUAGAAGGGACAAAAUUCCUGUUAAGAGGAGGACUUGCAGUUGAAUGUCAAUAGGGCAUAUCCUUUCUCACGUCCCUUUAGAAUAAGGGUGUUGGACACUUCUUUCUUUAAUUAACUUUUAAAAUGAUUCAAAUUUAACAUGAUAUUAAAGUCUCUCCAUUUGA
Messenger RNA from Manihot esculenta (cassava), 2204 nucleotides. Its product is annotated as protein NUCLEAR FUSION DEFECTIVE 4. The record is from RefSeq and is a predicted model, not a curated record. Bases 143 to 1849 code for a protein of 568 amino acids. NCBI's taxonomy places the organism in Eukaryota, Viridiplantae, Streptophyta, Magnoliopsida, Malpighiales, Euphorbiaceae. Gene Ontology annotation, cellular component: membrane. The transcript has 3 exons.